AAUUGCAGUAUACAAAAAAAUCUUACCUUUUUGUAACUGCGUGGUUAUCAUUAGAACCCUUUUUUGAGUCAUCGUUUUGUUUAGCAACAUCAGUUUGUUGUUCAAGAAAGGGAUUAACGUUUUGAGCCAUAUUCAUCAGUAUUUUUUUCCUUCAAUUGAUUUGUUAAUGACAGAAAAAUUCGUUACAGUCAGAGAAGAGAAAUGGCGUACUCCGAUUUGGGAAACAUUUUUUAAAACGACCAAUGGGAAGCGAAUAUUUUGACUUAAAAGGUUCUUCUUUUAUAUAAUUUCAGUUUUGUAUUAUUAUAGUAUUCAGAAAUAUUUUCUUUAAAUGGCCUUUUAUCAAGAAAGAUACUAAUGUUAUAAGUAAAAAAAUAUAUAAAUCCAUAAUAAAAUAUACAGUUUGCUAAUGUAGAUAUACCCAUUAUGAAAAUAACUAUUGCCUGUUUAAUUUUCAUUAAAAUAGAAUAUAGAAAAUAGUUGGCCAAAUAAUUUGACAAAUUCAUAAAUUAGAAGAAUCAAAAUACGGUCCUGAGUAGACAGAUCACAAAUUUCAAAAUAUCAAUUUUAUAAAUUAAAUAGUGAUAUAAUUCUGAAAUAACAAAGUGAAUAUGAAUUCAUAUUAUGUAAGAAAAAGACAAGUUAAUUAUUUGGUAAUUUAAAAUAAAAGCCAACGGAUCGAAAUAAUCAAAUUAAAUAAAAUUGCAUCCGAAAAAUUUAAAAUUAUGAAAUAAAAAUCUAUAAAAAGAUGUUAUAUAUUUAUGCGAUGGUAGUGAUAAGGAAUUUAACAUGAGGUUGGUCAAUUCAUUAAUAAAUAUAACCAGCAGAUUUAAUAAACAAAAUUUGACUGGAAUUGGACUGACUGGAUUACGAAAUUUCCGUCACUUCUUUCUUGUGAACACUCACAGUUAUUCGACCUUGACAAAGAUUGAUUUCUCAAAAUCUGUGCCUAAAAUCAAAGGAAAAAUGCAUACAAAACUGACCACAGAGGAAAGAGGUACCGUUUUAGCAGCGCUGCUGAAUGAAGGCUGGAAAGUUCUUGAAAAUCGAGAUGCUAUUUACAAGGAAUUUUUAUUCAAAGAUUUUAACCAGGCUUUUGGUUUUAUGUCAAGGGUAGCUCUCCUUUCUGAGAAAAUGGAUCACCAUCCUGAAUGGUUUAACGUAUAUAACAAAGUUCAAAUAACUCUUUCUUCUCAUGAUGUCAGUGGACUCAGCGGAAGAGAUGUUAAACUGGCAAAUUUUAUGGAAGAAGUUGUUAAAAGUAUUAAGGCUUAAAAGGACACUCAAAAAACUCGAAUGUAUAUUAUGUAUUCCAAAAUAUAUGUAUGUAGGGUAAAUUAUGGUUUUAGAACUUUUUAAAUUUAUUUCUAUAAAUUAAACUAAUACAAUUUACAAUUUUAUUCAUGUUCAAAAAUAAGUCUAAAGUUGGGACAUUAUACAAUACAGG
Psylliodes chrysocephalus is the source of this 1447-nucleotide messenger RNA. The record is from the annotation of a GenBank genome assembly. Lineage: Eukaryota; Metazoa; Arthropoda; Insecta; Coleoptera; Chrysomelidae.